Messenger RNA from Opisthorchis viverrini, 1083 nucleotides. RefSeq lists its product as hypothetical. The annotation marks the transcript as partial. The record is from RefSeq and is a predicted model, not a curated record. Gene Ontology annotation, molecular function: protein binding. NCBI's taxonomy places the organism in Eukaryota, Metazoa, Platyhelminthes, Trematoda, Opisthorchiida, Opisthorchiidae. The transcript is spliced from 5 exons.
CGAUAUACCGUGUUGUACAGUACGGAUAGUAAACUUCCAGUGAACAAAUGGCAUCGCAUCGAAACGAACUUGCAGACGACACAAAUUCGGAACCUCAAAUCCAUGCAAACCUACUUUCUUAAAGUGGCAGCAUCCAAUUCAGUCGGAACUGGACCGUUUUCAGAGCUGACCCCGGUUAUUGUGAAAUUCGGAGGGCGGGUCAGCAAAAACAGCCUAUCGCCGACGCCUCCCUUCGUUCAGUCGUGCAAAGGGGAUAUCGAUCAAACAAUGUAUCCGUCAGAAGAAGGUGCUUCCGCGAGACCAUAUAUAGUGUACGCCGAAUCUUUGAUUGCCGUUCCCAAUUCGGGCUGGCAAAAGCAGAGGACUGGCCAAAAUUUGAUCCGGUAUAGGUGUGUGCCUUCGGUGUUAUUAUCCUACAAGGAUGGGGACCGCGUGAUCUCUACUGGGCCUGAUUGGAAUCGCUACAAGAUGUGGCUUCUAAUCGAUGUCAGUGGAGUUUCUGUUUUCAUUUUGUGCCCAUAUUGCCUCAGUGCAUGUCUGGAGACGCGAGGACUGUGCAAUAAUUGUAGAACGAUAGUACUAACUCCCUUUCCCACUCACUUUUUUCUAUUAAUUGCAAUAAGGCUUUCAUUAAUUCAUGGUUGUGCGACACUCCACAAUACAAGAAAAUCCCGACCGUUGAGUUUUUCUCGUGAGCUGGAAUUUGGCCCAUCGCAAGACCAUUUGGAUCUUGGAGGCUGUCCCACUGAGAGUUGUAUAAACUGCAGGUCCACAAAUAAUAAAGUUCCUGCGCAACCUCUGAGCUUCCGUGGGCUCAGUUUGUCACCAACACAGAUAUUUCUCAACUGGACUACUCCCCCUGUUGCUCAGGAUGUUACCCUGGAGGAUUACUUAAUCCGUUAUCGCAAUGCUCCGGACGAAUCCACUCAAAGUGAACCAAUUGGUGUUCCUGUGGCAGCCACAAGCGAAAGCUUCAUACUGGAGAACUUGAUGCCAAAUACAACCUACCACAUAUCAAUCGCAGCUAGAACCAAGUUCGGGCUAGGUGUGGCUGCGCAAAUUCAGGUUCGCACAGCAAGUAAU